AUGACAACUGCAUCUGUACAUGAUAAUGCGAUAUCUGAGACAGCAGUAAAUCUAAUACGUUCUCCAACAAUUAAGUCUGGCUACAAGAGCGUUGCUUGUGGUCCAAACCAGGUUCAAGUGGAAACCACAGAUGUUCCUGCUUCAGAUACAAAAGCUGUUAACGAGUUGAGUGCAUGUAGGCAUUUAUAUGGUGGAGCUCCAAAAACAAGCCGGUUUAUGAAGAGUUUAGAUACAUCUUCGAAUGCACAAUUGAAUGCUCAUACUUAUAAUCCAUAUCUUUAUACCCAACAUAAAACACGUCCGAAUGCACCAUUUUAUGUGCUUCAUGUGAAGAGUAAACAACUAAUAGAUUCACAAAAUAUUGAGGGGCCUAAGGUUGGCUCCAUUAAUGGGUAUGAAUAUACGAUAAAGGCUGGCUCUGUACCAACAUUUAAAAUAAAAAAGAGCGUGAUACCCUCUCCAUCUGCAUUUUACGAGACUGUUAAAGAUAUUGGAGAAGAGUUUGGAGCUAUUAUUUUAAAUAUUGAGGAUGAUAUAAGUGCUAGUGAAAAAGAUAGCGAUUUAUCAUCAGUAUCUUCAACCCUGAACGAAUUCUCUUUGGAUACAGAGUACUUCUGGUUUAAGGCGAGAAAACAAUACCUGAAUUCUUUUAAAAGCGAAAAUAAGAAGAAAUUGGACUUCCACCGAAGGCUUUUCAAGUUUUACAAAGAGUUUGCUGCUGAAGCAGACACUGCCGCGAAACCUAAAGUUAUUGGAAAGGUACCUAGUAUAGAUAAACGAACUUUAGAUCUCUACAGGCUUCGAAACUGUGUUUUGUUGAGGGGUGGUUUUAAAGCAGUAUGCGAAAAAAAGCUAUGGGCGCAAUUAGGAAGAGAACUGGGGUAUUCGGGUAGGAUAAUGAGUUCAUUGUCUACCUCUCUGCGGUCUGCAUACGCCAAAGUAUUUAGUGAUUAUGAUAAGUGGGAGGAGGAUCAAUCCAAUAAUAAAUUUGAUGAGCAACCCUCAUCUGUGAAUCUGGAUGGUACAAACUUUGCGGCUGAUUCUAUGGAAAACAAUGGUGAAAGUAAUAAAAAGCGGACAUUCGAAGAUAGUAAAGAUGAAAUGCCUACAGAAGAUAUGCAGCAAGAAAAAAAAAGCCGAUUGGCUAAAGUCAAGGCAUAUCAUGUUGGUAGUUCGUGUGCAGAAUACACAAGGAUCAGGGAUAUAAAGGCUUGUAAGGGUAUUGAAACAAACUUUGAGCGUGUAACAGAGGGCUUCUUAAACUUGACUGAGCCCAAGGCAUCACUGCCUAACUAUAACUUUAGUUUUUGGCAGUCUGGCAUGGAGAUAUACGAUAAAUCUUCCCACGAAAAUAUGAACUCUCCAAUUUAUAACCUAAGACAAUAUUAUGAAAAAAGUUUACGCCACCUAGAGGUCGUUGAAUCAAUGUACAAAAACAUAUCAUCUAAGGUAUUCCUAGAAGAUGACAAGAUUGAACAAAUGGCCUUUGAAAAGAUGUUCUUCGAUAUUCUGGCUGACCCAAAUUUAUCAUUUGAUGUAGACACAGGUAUUGAUUUGCCAAGCAUUGUGCAUGGAUCUGGAUUUCGCACAAUAUCAAAGUCCAAUAAUAAUAUUAAAGAUAUAUUAGAUCCUUGGAACUUUAAUAAUAUUCCAUUAUCCAAAGACUCUUUAUUCCAAUUUUUGGACAUUGAUUAUGGUAACCUAACAAGACCAAAGUUAAACGUGGGAAUGCUGUUUUCUACUAAAGGCUGGUCUAUAGGUGAUCAAUUCUUGCCUGAGAUCAACUACAAUUAUUUAGGAUCAUCCUUGUUAUGGUAUAUUGUACCUCCUGAAUCCCAAGAAGCUUUUGAAAAGCUAGUUUUGGAGAUAAAUUCUAUCUUAAAUACGCCAAACGAUGACCAGGAAAACAUAGAGCCUGACCUCAGAAGGUCUGAAGUCUUUAAAAGCUAUGCAGAAACGAAUCCAUCAUCACCAGUCACUACAAUUUCAAGAAGGUCGCGUGCUCAUGAGGCAUAUACAACUAAAGAUAAAAAGUCAACUUCGGCGUCUUAUUUAUUACCAAAUGAUCUACAGUUGCACCCUGAUGAUCUUGCAGCACGUGGUAUAAAGGUAUACAAGGCAUGUCAAAAUGCAAAUUCAUUUAUAUUGUUUUUCCCUAGAUCUUACCAUACCUCUAUUUCUACCGGGUUCCACGUUUCUGAAAGCUGCUAUUUAGCUCCCCAAUCGUGGUUGAAGAACCUUGAACCAAGUAAAAGAUGGUUUUCCGAAAGACAAAUGUUGCAAAGCGUUAACUCUUUCGAAUUUCUAAAAAACAUAGUUGAGAACAGUAAUGAAGAACGCCUGGUUAAGGAAGCAAAAGAGUUGCUUAUCCCAAUGAUCAACGAAGAACUGAAAUUGCGUGAAGUUUUUGUUGGUAUGUUUCCAGAAAUUUACUUGAUAUCGAAUGACUUUGACUUUAUUUCGGACGAAGACCUUAGUUUCACUUUUCCUUCAAAGGUGGUAAUUGUGGCUGAUGCUGGUGAACAGUUCACAAUGUCCUUGAGUAGCUUUUUAUCACAAAUUAAGAAGAACGAUAACACAUAUAUGCUGUUUUCGAAAGAGAUAUCGUAUUCAAAUCUACAUUGUCACGUAUACUAUUCGACCGAAGCGCUUCAGUGCCUUUUAAAUGAUAUUACAGCAGAAGGAAAGUCUGAGAAGCACCCCGUUGAAAAAGUAGCUGACUUAGUGUUAAAAAGAUACUCUGGCUCACGCAUUCCACUAUCAAUACUUGAAUCAUUACUACGAAGGCAUCAGACUACCACUGAUCCGCAACUUCUUGAAGUCAAGCAGUACAUUGAACAUAUACAGCCAAUGAUACUGCAAUGCAGAGGAUUUUUAGAACGGAUGAACAUCUCUAAUAUUGUAUCCGUAGAUUAUGGUUCUGGUUUUAACCUCAAUGAAUUACCCGCUUUACGGUUUAACUGCACUGCGGACGAAUUGGAAACACUUUGCAAAGAAUUGAGACCACUUUCUGUCGAGUUUGUCGAGUUGAAUUCAGUGUUUCAAACACUACGCCGCUUCAAGGAGUUUCAAGAGAUAAGCGUCUCAGCUCUAUCUGCUAAAGAUUUAAACCAGAUGAAGUUAGCGUAUGGUUACGGGGCCGAAUUGGGCAUUAAGUCUAACUACCUGGAUUCGUUAGCGACCUCUAUCAUACAGAUCGGCUGGUUAGAUACAUACGACCUUGCAAUUGUGCAUCGUUCUCCAUCUUGCUAUGAAAACUAUGAGGACUAUAACUUACGGUCAAUGUACAAUUUUUUGAAGAUAGGUGUAAGGUACCUUGAUCAUAAUGUCCACCAAGAAAAGCUGGAGAGACUAAGCAAUAUCUUAAAGAGGUCGCAGGAAAUUAUUGAUAUUAUCAACGGAUUUUUCAAGAAAAAGAACUACAAAGUACCAAUUCAGCAACUCGAGUUCAUUAUGGACUCUUUAAACAAUGAGUUCAUACCUUUGGAACCCGAAGUCGUUAGUAGUUUAUGGAAACUCGCAGAGGGUGUUCGAGAGGUCAAGCAUAAAUUCAUCCCAUCCUGCUCCAGACUUUCUGUUAACGAAAAUGCUUCAAAGUUAGCGACAUAUUUGAAAACUUUAGACAACGAUGCUUUAAAAUAUAUUCCUUACUUCAACGGUUCAGAACAGGACCUGAGAAUGUCUGCUGGAGACAUAUCCAUGGAGGAAUACCCUGCAUUUUUUGGCAGGUACCUAAAGGAGUCCAAAACUUGGACCCAAACACUAGGUAAACUUAUCCCUAAUUGGAGGACUUCAUUAGAUUCCAUAUUGGAUCACACAAGACGUUGUCUGGAUAUCGCCCAUGAUGUAUUUUAUACAUCUGAAAUGGCGCAUAACCAAUCAGUUUACUGUUUCUGUCGAAACGGAGAUAUAGGUAGCACAAUGGUGGAAUGCGAAAUUUGUAGAGAAUGGUACCAUAUCAGUUGCAUAAAUGACGGAAAUUGGUCCUUGCCACCGGACGAUAAAAGUGCGUUCCUAUGCACUGUAUGCAGUCCAAUCCCUAUUGAACAAAAAACCAAGAAGCUAGACAUACAUCAUCUCCUUGAAUUGUUACACUCAUCCGUUACUCUAAAAAUAAUUCCCGACAGGCUAGUCCUGCACAAGCUGUUCGCAAUAUUUGAAUGCGUCCUCAAAUUUAGAGGUAAGCUGCAAAGCGAGUGCGAAGAUCUCUCAAGCGCAGAGUUCCAUGAAAAAGCAAAGUUCUACCUAAGAAAGCUCCAGGGUGCUGGGUGCCAGAUGACAGCUGAAAUAACACAGCUGCAAAAUACUAUUAAAAACGACGACUUAAAUGCAAUAGCAAAACUAAGAGCUUCAAAUCGCACUAUAGUCACCGGUUAUGAAGCGCUUUUAAAUUCACCAAAGGAUAACAAUGAUGUUAAACAGAGCGACGCAACCGAUUGUUCAUUACUUAAACAUAACAGCAUGAUAUCUUCUCACAAUCCUGAAUCUCCAACUACGAGCUUUAACGAUUCAGUCAUAUCCGUUUCUACAGGAAUAUCUGACAAACUUACUCAAAUAAAUACCCAUAACAACCCAAUCUCAUCAAUGGAACCCGUCUCUGACGGUAAAGACGACACUAGUAAUAUGGGAAAAGUUAUACCUAAGCGAAUUGGAAUUGCGGACCUCUUAUCACCACUUCCAGAAAAUUAA
Molecule: messenger RNA, 4689 nt
Organism: Eremothecium sinecaudum
Lineage: Eukaryota; Fungi; Ascomycota; Saccharomycetes; Saccharomycetales; Saccharomycetaceae
Gene: ECM5
Product: Ecm5p
Exons: 1
Coding region: 1-4689 (1562 amino acids)
Biological process (GO): chromatin remodeling
Cellular component (GO): nucleus
Molecular function (GO): DNA binding; histone H3K4me/H3K4me2/H3K4me3 demethylase activity
Source: RefSeq, a predicted model, not a curated record